AUGUCGCCACGAGAAACUAACGCCACCUCCACGAGGCGACGCCCCUCGCUGUCAUUUCGUCCGCGCCCACGCACUGCAGGUCAUGCUGCCCCGAUGUCAAAAGAGCUGGCUUUAGAUACAUGGGAGCAGCCAUGCUUAAUGGAAAUAUUCCAGGAUGACCAUGCACCGGUCGUGGAAGAGAUGGAUCCGUUCCCGGACGCAGCCCCGCGGCGUCGUGGUGCCAAAAGCUUUUCAAGUUUGAAGCAUCCCGUGGAUGGAUUGGUCGCUCUUGGUCGCCGGUUGUCCGUCAGUCUUCGCAACAAGCCCUCGAAGCAAUCAAUUCCUCUCAUCGAGAACAUCAAAUUGGUCGAUGACGAUGAACGAACAUAUCACCAUAUCUCGAGCCAUGCGAACCAUAAGCGGAUAACCUCCGGUAGCUGGGAUGCUCGGUCAACGAAGCCGCAUCCGCACCAGGGCUACAGUGUCAAUCGGCGCCCUUCUUUGAAUAGUGUGUCUGCCCUGCACAGUUUCUAUGCCCCCACCGCCUCGAUCCCUGCCCCCAUCCCCGGCCGUGGGCAGGAACCUCCAGUUCUGCCCAAUCACAAAUCCGCAGGUGCAGCGGCGCGCGCCGCAGCCGCUGCGCAGAACGAGCAGAUGGAGGCUGCGCGGUUAGCUAAGGCGGAACUAGAGAACAAGUUGCUCGAUCUGAGGGUUCCGCAGGACUCGGAGAGCGGUAUUUGUAUUGACUUGCGCGAUCGAUCGGAUGUGCCGGACACUGAUUUGCUAGCCAUGAUGCGACUUGACCCCGUAGCCCUGCUCCCGGCCGAGAUAACAUCACACAUCUUUUCUUAUUUGGACCCUGAUUCCCUCAUGGGUGCGGAGCUCGUGUCGCGCACCUGGUUUCGUGCGUCGUCCUCUCAUGUCUGGAGGCACGCAUUCCGCAAUGCAUAUGGCCGACGGCCAGAAAGCGAGACGGCCUCCAAGCUGAAGCUGUCAUCCGGCUUAGGGAAGUCAACCCUGAACCAGGACUGGAAGAAGAAGUUCCUUGUUCGGCGCGCUCUCGAUCGACGCUGGAAGACUGGUAAGGCCGCAGCAAUUUAUCUUCAAGGUCACGAGGACAGUAUCUACUGCUCUCAAUUUGACGAGAAAAAGAUCAUUACCGGCUCUCGUGAUCGGACGGUUCGUGUGUGGGACGCACACUAUCCGUGGUCAUGUAAGAAGAUCAUUGGGCCACCUGCGGCCCAGACUUUCCGCCGUGGUCCAGUGAACAAUCCAACUUCCCAGGCCACAGGGACUGCUCCCUUCAUGACUAUUACGCCUCCGUGGCCCACGCUGGAUGAGACGGCGGAAAUCACGGCACCUUUGGAGAGUGAAUCGAUAUGCCACAGCGCAUCCAUCCUGUGUCUGCAGUUUGACGAGGAGAUCAUGGUCACGGGGUCUUCAGACUUCACCUGUAUCGUGUAUGACAUCAAGGACGACUACCGACCGAUCCGUCGUCUUUCCGGUCAUCACGCCGGCGUGCUUGAUGUAUGCUUUGAUGACCGGUACAUCGUCUCAUGCUCCAAGGAUACCACCAUCUGUGUGUGGGACCGAAACACGGGUGAGCUUUUGAGGCAGCUCAACGGUCACCAAGGGCCAGUAAAUGCUGUGCAGCUACGCGGUGAUCUUAUAGCGUCAGCCAGUGGUGAUGGUGUUGCCAAGAUGUGGAAUGUGAUCUCAGGCCAGUGUGUUAAGGAGUUCACUAGCAAGGACCGUGGCCUCGCAUGUGUCGAAUUCAGUGACGAUGGCCGGACUAUCCUUACUGGUGGCAACGACCGCAUAAUAUAUCAAUUCGAUGCUAACACGGGCGAGCUUGUCAACGAGCUCCACGGGCACACGGGCCUCGUCCGAUCUCUACAUCUCGACAGCGCAAAUAAACGCAUCAUUAGCGGUAGCUAUGACAUGAGCGUCAAGGUGUUCGAUUGUGAUACGGGUGAUCUGUCUCUCAACUUCCCUGGCUGGACCACAAGCUGGAUGCUAAGUGUGCAAUCCGAUUAUAGACGCAUUGUUGCGACGAGCCAGGAUUCUCGGGCUGUCAUUAUAGACUUUGGAUAUGGUCUAGACGGAAUCGAUCUGUUAGAGGAGUGA
Molecule: messenger RNA, 2106 nt
Organism: Penicillium digitatum Pd1
Lineage: Eukaryota; Fungi; Ascomycota; Eurotiomycetes; Eurotiales; Aspergillaceae
Product: F-box/WD repeat-containing protein
Molecular function (GO): protein binding
Source: RefSeq, a predicted model, not a curated record